ACCUCCGGGAGCGUGGGGGCCAUGUCGCCGGCGCGCAGCCACCUGCGCGCGGCUCUGUCUCUGGCAGCGGUUUCCGCGCGCAGCUCAGCGACCGGGGUCACGGCGCGGCGGGGGUUGAGCGUGUGGCCCGCGCCGCAGGAACCCGGCAUGGAGUAUCAGGAUGCGGUGCGCAUGCUCAAUACCCUGCAGACCAAUGCCAGCUACUUGGAGAAGGCGAAGCGCCAACGGGGUGACCCUCAGACACAGCUGGAAACCAUGAGGCAGUACCUGGCAUGGAGUGGGCUGCAGGUGGAGGACUUGGACCGGCUGAACAUCAUCCAUGUCACUGGGACCAAGGGGAAGGGCUCCACCUGUGCCUUCACUGAGUGUAUCCUCCGAAGCUAUGGCCUGAAGACGGGAUUCUUUAGCUCUCCCCACCUGGUGCAGGUGCGUGAGCGGAUCCGCAUCAACGGGCAGCCCAUCAGCCCUGAGCUCUUCACCAAGCACUUCUGGCGCCUCUACCACCGGCUGGAGGAGACCAAGGAUGGCAGCUGUGUCUCCAUGCCUGCCUACUUCCGCUUCCUCACGCUCAUGGCCUUCCACGUCUUCCUCGAAGAGAAGGUGGACCUGGCGGUGGUGGAAGUGGGUAUCGGCGGGGCUUAUGACUGCACCAACAUUAUCAGGAGGCCUGUGGUGUGUGGAGUCUCCUCUCUUGGCAUCGACCACACCAGCCUUCUGGGGGACACAGUGGAGAAGAUCGCGUGGCAGAAAGGGGGCAUUUUUAAGCAUGGUGUCCCAGCCUUUACUGUGCUCCAGCCUGAAGGUCCCCUGGCAGUGCUGAGAGACCGAGCCCAGGAGAUCUCAUGUCCUCUCUACCUGUGCCCGCCACUGGAAGCCCUGGAGGAAGGGGGGCCACCGCUGACCUUGGGCCUGGAGGGAGAGCACCAGCGGUCCAAUGCCGCCUUGGCCUUGCAGCUGGCCCACUGCUGGCUGCAGCAGCAGGACCACCAGGACACUGGGGAGCUGAAGGCAUCCAGGCAAAACUUCCUGUGGCAGCUGCCCCUGGCACCGGUGUUCCAGCCUACGUCCCACAUGCGGCACGGGCUUCGGAACACGGAGUGGCUGGGCCGGACGCAGGUGCUGCGGCGCGGGCCCCUCACCUGGUACCUGGACGGCGCGCACACCACGAGCAGCGUGCAGGCCUGCGUGUGCUGGUUUCGCCAGGCGCUGCAGGCCCGCAAGAGGCCGAGCGCUGGGCCUGAGGUGCGUGUCUUGCUCUUCAACUCCACCGGGGACCGGGACCCUGCGGCCCUGCUGAAGCUGCUGCAGCCCUGCCAGUUUGAUUAUGCUGUGUUCUGCCCCAACCUGACAGAGGUGUCAUCCACAAGCAAUGCAGACCAGCAGAACUUCACAGUGACGCUGGAUCAGGUGCUGCUGCGCUGCCUUGAACACCAGCAGCACUGGAACUGCCUGCAUGAGGAAGAGUCCAGCCCAGACCUCUGGGGCACCCCUAGUCCAGAGCCUGGGGGUCCUGCAUCCCUGCUGCUAGAGCUCCACCCACCCCACCCCUGCAGCGCCAGCUCCCUGGUCUUCAGCUGCAUCUCCUAUGCCUUGCAGUGGAUCAGCCAAGGCCGGGACCCUAUCUUUCAGCCACCCAGUUCCCCAAGGGACCUCUUUGCCCACCCUGUGGCAAGCAGCGGGGCCAAUGUACUCCAUGAGGCUGCUGCCAUCCACGUGCUGGUUACGGGCAGCCUGCACUUGGUGGGUGGUGUCCUGAAGCUGCUGGAGCCUUCCCUGUCUCAGUAGCCAAGGUGGUGGGGUUGGAUGUGGGAGCCUCCCAUACCUGCCCUGCAUUCUCUCCAUGAACUCAUAUAUAUAUACUGGGUGCUUUUUGUUUUCUGCUUUCCUGAUUCUGUCUAGACUGGCUCAGGGACCCAGGCUGUGGGCGACGGAAUAGAGAGGCUGAGAGAGGACGUCCUCUACCUUUGAGGCUCUGUGCCUUGGCCUCUUCUUCCCAGCCAAGACAGCCAGGAGGCUUCCCAGGUCUCACUGUUGUAGCAGGGCUAGCGGCCCAACCCAGCUCCCCUCCCACCUUCCUGCCUCCUGGCUCAGGCCCAGCUUAUUGUGUGAGCUGCCUGGCCAGGCCUAGGGUCCUGCUGGGUGCCGGGCAAGAGAUUUCCUCCUCCUAAUGCCUUCUGGGAAAGGAAAAGCCCCUGCCUGGGACACCCUGGGGACAGAAGGUGGCUGGAGUGAAUUAAAGCCUUAAA
This is a messenger RNA of Cynocephalus volans (Philippine flying lemur), 2246 nucleotides long. It is a transcript of the gene FPGS, whose product is annotated as folylpolyglutamate synthase. Gene Ontology annotation, biological process: tetrahydrofolylpolyglutamate biosynthetic process. The coding region runs from base 22 to 1785 and encodes 587 amino acids. The record is from RefSeq and is a predicted model, not a curated record. Lineage: Eukaryota; Metazoa; Chordata; Mammalia; Dermoptera; Cynocephalidae. Gene Ontology annotation, cellular component: cytoplasm; mitochondrion; cytosol. Gene Ontology annotation, molecular function: tetrahydrofolylpolyglutamate synthase activity; ATP binding. The transcript is spliced from 15 exons.